This is a messenger RNA of Zeugodacus cucurbitae (melon fly), 1547 nucleotides long. RefSeq lists its product as uncharacterized. Lineage: Eukaryota; Metazoa; Arthropoda; Insecta; Diptera; Tephritidae. The coding region runs from base 182 to 775 and encodes 197 amino acids. The record is from RefSeq and is a predicted model, not a curated record. The transcript has 3 exons.
CAGCAGAAUCAUGCAGAAAGACGCGCCGCGCCGUACAGUCAAUUUGGUCUCUUGUGUCGACGCUUUGUGUACUUGUGUUUGUAAUUGGUUUUAAACCUCCUCCAGUAGCGUAACGCCGCACAUCCUUUGAAUUCUACAGCGUAAAAACUAAAAAAAACUGUUUUCGAAAAACUCAAAUAAAAUGAAGCGUUUUUGUGCGGUUUUACUUGUUUUGAUUGCCGCUGGCUUGGCCACAGCACGUCCAGAACCACCACGUGACAGCUACAGCGCACCGCCACCCAGCAGUUAUCAACCAUCGGCGCCCAGCGGCGGCUAUGGGCCACCACCGGUAUAUGGACCACCACAACAACCACCUGUGGUGCAUAAGCAUGUCUAUGUGCAUGUGCCACCACCAGAGCCAGAGUACCAGGCACCAAGAAAACCCAUUGUCUUCCCACCACCACAGAAGCACUACAAAAUCGUUUUCAUUAAGGCGCCAUCACCACCAGCACCAACCGCACCAGUGAUUCCAGUUAUACCACAAAACGAAGAGAAGACACUGGUCUAUGUGUUGGUCAAGAAGCCCGAAGAGCAACCCGAAAUUGUCAUCCCAACACCAGCACCAACACAGCCCAGCAAACCCGAGGUAUACUUCAUUCGCUACAAGACACAAAAGGAAGAGACCGGUCCAUACCCGAACAGCAUUGCGCCACCACCAUCGGGCGAUUAUGGUGCACCAGCAGCGCCAUCGGCACCAUCAGCGCCCAGCUCAUCAUAUGGUGCACCAUCGCAUUAAAUUUGUGUGUGAGAGCAAAGCAAGCGAAGGAAGAAGGAUGAUGGAUAGAUAGGAAAGUAAAGAAACAAAAAGAUCCAAAGCAUACUUGGAAGGAAGGAAGUGAUGGAGCAGGUGUAGUUAAUAAGAAAAGUUUUUUAUUUAGAGGGGAAAAGAUAAAGUUUAAAACGUAGUAUGUCAGCAGAGACGUAUCUUCGAGUAGUAAAAUGUUGCAGAUUAUCCAUUGAGUAGCGUGUGGCAGUGUUGUAUGUGUAGUAGAAGCAGAAAAAAGAAAAAUAUGCCGUUUUCACAUAAUUUGUAGUCUACUUUUGCGCGCUUAAAACUACCUAACAGUUAAGCUUGUUGUUUUUGUUUUAUUUUAAUGGAGAUUUGCGCUAUUAUUUUAACUCAUACUUUGACUAACAUACGCUACGAUUUUAAUAUUUACUCGUUUUUAUUAUUAACUGUUAUAUUAAUGUCUAACUAAGCAAUUUGAAAAGCGAAAAAAAACUUUUUUUUGACGUGUGACAACCAACAACGCCUCGAAGUGCCAGUUUUGCUGGUCCGCAAUUAUUAUUUUUUUUUUAUAAAUACGAAUUUCAACGAUUUUUUUGAGUUUUUAGCGAAAAUAUUUUACAAAAGCUCGAAAGCUUAAAAGCUCUAAGCGCUUUUUAUUCGAAUUUUGCCAGCAAAUAUUUGUAAAAUAGUUAAUUUUUGUUGUUUUCCAUUAAGCGUCGCGUUGAUAAUGUGCGUGCUUGAGCUCUUUACAAGUCGCCCUACUCUCCCAUUCUCACUC